Messenger RNA from Racocetra fulgida, 168 nucleotides. The record is from the annotation of a GenBank genome assembly. NCBI's taxonomy places the organism in Eukaryota, Fungi, Glomeromycota, Glomeromycetes, Diversisporales, Gigasporaceae.
GAUACAACUAUUAAUUUGACUAAAGAAAUAAUCAAUAAUACUAAAAAAUUAAAAGUAUCAGACAAUUUUAAAUUACUAAUAGAUCGAUUUAUUGGAAAUGAUCAUUUAUCAGAAUAUAGAAAAACUGAGAUGCAUGUUUGUGGUGUCAUUAUAUACAAAAAAAAAUAA